Molecule: messenger RNA, 207 nt
Organism: Cetraspora pellucida
Lineage: Eukaryota; Fungi; Glomeromycota; Glomeromycetes; Diversisporales; Gigasporaceae
Source: the annotation of a GenBank genome assembly
AUGACAUUUAGAAUUAUCGCUAGAUUCUGUGUGUUACGUCAAAUUACCACAAUUGAAAAUAUAGAACAAGCAAUUGCUCUUUUAAUUGUUGAACGAAUAUUGAUUCACUUUCCAAUUGAUCCUUUAACUAUUGAACGCUUUUCAAUUGAUCCUUUGAUGAUUGAACGCUUUUCAAUUCAUAUCCAAUUACAGAAUAUGAUCUUUUAA